Messenger RNA from Plasmodium vivax (malaria parasite P. vivax), 6642 nucleotides. Its product is annotated as protein kinase, putative. Gene Ontology annotation, cellular component: cytoplasm. The transcript has a single exon. Gene Ontology annotation, molecular function: ATP binding; protein serine/threonine kinase activity. The record is from RefSeq and is a predicted model, not a curated record. Gene Ontology annotation, biological process: protein phosphorylation. NCBI's taxonomy places the organism in Eukaryota, Apicomplexa, Aconoidasida, Haemosporida, Plasmodiidae. The coding region runs from base 1 to 6642 and encodes 2213 amino acids.
AUGUUCAAGGGAAGCAGCAACAAAAUGAACGAGCACUCGUUUUAUGGGAACCCAAAUGAGCAGGACGUGAGUGACCACCACCCGAAGAGCGCCAGCAGCGUUUUCUGCAACAACAUCAUUUCGAGGCAAGAAUUUAAUAAGGACUUCCUCCGGAGUAGAAACCUUUUGGACGAAGAAAAUCUCAACGGGGGGGCGAAUUCUAACAACGGUAUGGUGUACAUAAACAGCAAUGGGGAGUUAGUGCACCUGGAGUAUAGCGGGCACGCCGCCCAUAGGGGCGUCAACGGGCAGAGGUACAGCGGGCAUGCGAGCGGUCAUGUGAGCAGUCGCGUGAGCGGCCACGUUAGCAGUCGUGCUGGCGGCCAUGUAGGCAACCACGUUAGCAGUAUUGGCAGUCUUAGCAGUCGUGUCAACGGGCAUGCCAACGGGCACACGAGCGGCCACCCUAGCGGCCACCUGAGCAGCCGCGUUAGCAGACCCAGCCUGAACGGAAGCAACGUCUUCAAGGAGAUUCCGCACAGCCAAGCUGAAUACAUCCACUCGGACCUCUUUGGAGACAAAACGAACGGACACCACAGCCCCAGCCUGAGCAGCGGCGUCCCCAUGGGUAGCGGCAUUCCCCUGAGUAACGGCCUCCCCAUGAGCAACCCACCCAGUAACAACUGCAACGUCAGUGCCAAAGAAAUAUUAAACAAGCGAUUAUUUAUAAAUAACCUCAUCGAGAUAAAGGAAAAACUUAAUAACAUUAAAAGAGAGAGGAUGGAGUAUGAGAAGGAGGACGAAGCGAAGGAAGAGGAGGAGAGUAACAACUACAUGGUCCACUUAAAAAGUUACGAAAAAAUAAAAAACUCAUAUUCGCUGACGAAUGUAAAUAAGGUGCAGGAGAAAAUUAUGAGCAAGAUGAAGUCCCAGGAGGAGAAAAAAAAAAUGUCUUACAACAGCUUUUUUGAGGAUGCCGGGGGGGACGUGGACUUCCUCGGCGCUCGCCCCAGCCACGCGGCGCAGCAGAAGCAGAAGCUGAAGCAGGCGCAGUCAUCACAACCAUCGCAGCCACCGCAUCCAUCGCAGCCACCGCAUCCAUCGCAGCCACCGCAUCCAUCGCAACCAUCGCAGCCACCACAGCAGUAUGCCAAGUUUGAAAAAAGGAAAAGCGCCGAGCAGAGGGAUGAAGAGAGCAACUACGUGUUCUACGAUCUGAAGCAGUACCUGGGGGAGAACCCCCGGCAGAAGAAGGGCUAUUUGGCGCUGAAUGCCGGCUAUGAGAGGAAGCAGGGGGAGAGGUUAUGCGAGCGGAUAGGUGACCGGCUGAAUGACCCCCUGCACGACCGCCAUUUUGAAAAAUUCUUCGUGAGGGAAGAAGAAGAGGAAGAGGAGCAAAAGGAAAAGCACAGCAAGUACGAGCAGCUUCAGAGGAUGGACAGAGGAGUAGUCAGUGGAGCUCACGACCAAAUGGUGAUGAUGAUGCUGGAGCAGGAAGGUCUGCACAACGCUAUGCAGAAGCUUCCGAGUGCUUCCAAAGUGCUGUAUACACAUAAUUUGAAGGGCCUCAAAGUGGUUGACAAGGUGAUGUGCUGCCCAUCUCCAGAAGAUGCGAACAACAAUGGGAAGAAAAACAUCCCAACUAUGAUGUACCUAGGGGGGGGGUCUGUUUCUUCCCCAGGAGUAGCCGCUAUCGGGGGUGGUGGUGGCCCAUGUGGGAAUAUUUUCCACGAUAGUAGUGUGUACGACGUGCGGACCAGUUUAUAUCUGAGCAAGGGACUAAAGGAUGAAGAUAAUUUGAAGAAAAUGCUAAGCGCCAGCACGAAGAAGGUCCUAAAGUGUGAGGAGGACUACCGGCUGCCGCCCUCCGAGGGGCAUGAGCUGUACAAUAGUAAAAAGAGCGGAGGAGGUGCAGGUUGUAUGGAAAACGGGGUAGGGCAGCAAAUCGGAGCGGGGCCGCAAAUCGGAGCAGGGCAGCAAAUCGGAGCAACCUCUACGCCGUUAAGGAAUGAAGCCGAAAGUUACCUAGGCAAAAGUUGCAGCUGUGCGAACUAUGGCAAGAAGAAAGGGGCACUCGCCGCGGCUGUAGCGGGGGGGAGCACUUCCGGGGAGCAGCUCAAAAAGGCGGCAGGGAAAGGCGAAAAGAACGGGAAGCUGCCUGAACCAGUUAAAGGGGGAGGCAGCCCCGACGUGCGCGUGGAAAACCUUAAAGGGGAAAAGAGCGUUUGUAGGAAAAACAGCGCCGCAGCUUUGAGCAACAACUUCAAUUUGAACGUGUCCGAAGCGGACCUCAAUGGAAACAAAAAUUCGAGCGAGAAGAGGAACUCCUACGAUAACAACAACGGGGUGGUCAACUGCAACGGUUGCAACGGCAGCAGUGGCGGCAAUGGCGGCAACGGCUGCAACGGCGGCAACGGCUGCAACGGCGGCAACGGCUGCAACGGCGGCAACGGCUGCAACGGCUGCAACGGCGGCAACGGCAACAGCGUAGACAACACCGUGGCGUACUUUAAAGAAAACUGCCUGAGCAAUGAAAACGUGGUGUACGACGAGGAGAAAAAAAUCUUCAAAACGAAGGAAAACUGUAACAUUAAAAUAUAUAGGAGGAGCCUAGAAAAGGAGAAGAUGCUGAACUUUCCGCUCAUCCAUUUGGGCGAAAAUGACGUCAUCGUGAAGAGGAUAAAACUGUACUACCCCCUGAGGAAUGAAAAUAUUUUUACAAACAUUUCAAAAAUUAUUUUUAUGACCAACACGAAUAUUUGUUCUUUGUAUCUGAGUGACUCCUAUCUCAUUCAUUAUGACGAUGUGAAAAUCCAGUCGUAUCUCUCUAAGGGGGGAUUUGGAGUUGUUUACAAGGGCAUCCUCUUGAGGAAGGUAAAGAAGUGCGAGCUGAUGUAUGGCGCCAGUGGGAAGUACAGCAAGGCGCUGUCAAACCAGCAGAGCUUGAAGGGGAUAGGCGUAGUUAGCGGUGGGAUCGGCGGGAGCGGUGGGAGCGGCGUUAGCGGCGAGGCUGGAGGAAGAGCGGAGGGGAGAAGAAACGCACAGAGGCAGCUGAACCAUGAGGAGGAUGACGAAGAGGAGGAAGAAUACGGGCAGGAGCAACAGUUGGAAGAUCAGCGAGAUGUGCUCCACGCAGGGGCCGAGGACAACCACGGGGAUGGUGUGAAUCAAGACGGCUCCAGCAACUACGCAGAUAAUAACAACAGCAAUAUGCAGGAUGGUGCAGAGUCCAAGGGAAACUCAGGCCAUGGCAGCGGACCAAAUGGAAACACCCCUAAGAGUGGCUCCCCCAAGGGAAGUUGCCCGAACAAGCAGUUCCCCAUGAAGAAGAAAAAGAAGAGCCACAACAGCGACAGCAGCAAACUGAGCAGGAGCACCAAGAAGUUGUGCAACUUGCGAAACCAGCUGAUUGAGAAAAUAUUUGACACGUUCAACAACCCCAUCAGCCCCAGUGUUGGCGGUGAUGGGAACGUUAGCGGAAAUGCCAUCGUCAGUGGUAACGGCAUCGUCAGCGGAAAUGGCAUCGUCAGCGGAAAUGGCAUCGUCGGCGGAAAUGGCAUCGUCAGCGGUAACGGCAUCGUCGGCGGAAAUGGCAUCGUCAGCGGUAACGGCAUCGUCGGCGGAAAUGGCAUCGUCGGCGGCAUUGGCAUGAAUGGUGAGUACCCCGUCCGAGGCGCGGAAACGGAGCGGGCGCGGGAGAAACGGGCGGGCGAGGAGCAACCGGAAGAGGAGGAAGACGAAGAAGAUGACGAAGAUGACGAAGAAGAUGGCGAAGAUGGCAAAGUUGACGAAAGGGAAAAAAAAAACAAUUGCGCCAUCGAGGAUAUUCUAAAAAGCUGGGAGAAGGCCAACGCGCGGGGGAAGAAGAAGGCGAGCAACCGAGAGGAGUACAACGGGAACAGAGAGCCCGAGGGCAUGGCGCUGAGGGAGGGCCGCAAGUUGGGUAGCGGCAAAUCGGGCAAUGGCAAAUCGGGCAGCGGCAAGGUGCGCCCGGGGGAAGGUGCUGAGGAGGAGGCAGACGAGGAAGAGGGCGCAGGUGCGGGGGAGCAGGCAUAUGUAGAAGAUGGAGCAGAUGACGAGGAGGGAGCGGGUGCUGUAGAGCAGGCAUAUGCUGAAGAGCAGGCACAUGCUGACGACCCAGCGCAGAAGCACCGAGAAGACGAAGAGGCUGCCGAAAAAAUGGACCUGAAAAAGGGAGCCAACUGCAUACACGUGCAAGAAAUAAGAAAGUUAAAAAAAAAAAUGCUGAACUUUAUUUAUUCCAAAAAAACAAGUGACAAAAUAGUAAUCGAUAGAGAUGAGUUUUUCAUUGAAGCGAAGAAAAUUCUUUAUAAAUUAAAAAUGAUAAACAACACAGAGCUGGAAAAAAAGUAUCAUGAAGAAAUUGUUGCCUACUUGCUGCUGGACGUGUACCAUAAUAAUAUGGCGUAUAAAAAUAGCCUCUCCUUCCUCUAUGUGAAGAGCAAAAAUAUAAUAACCUACGGACUGACUAAGGAAAGCCUCUACGUAUUUGACAACAAAAAUAUUUUUCACUACUACAGUGAUAAGUGUAUAUUUAAAAUUGUCUUUAUCGAUGAGCAUAAGGAGCUGAAGAGGUACCAGAGCCUGACCGUCUUCAGCGUCCUGAACAAUGAAAGGAUGAUGAAGAGCUCGUCCAUCCUCAAGAAUGAGAUUAAUAAGCAUAAGAAUGGCCUCAACAAAUUGGCCAUCAUCCCCUUUAGCAAGAUGAAUAUGAGUCACCUUCUCAAUGCGCUGAUUUUUGGUUUUUUAAAAUUCCUUUUCAAUUUGAGGAAGAAGUAUCACAAGCAGCCCAAAAACUGCUCCUGCUACCCGCAAGCGGACGACCUGCAGGGCAGCCCAAAUGGUAAUGCCAACUCAGCGAACAGGGCGGUGGAGGCAGAACAAAUGAACCAGGCGAACGGCCCAAGUAAUAACGUCUUUUUCUCCAACCUGAAGUAUGCCAAUUCGGAUGCGUGCGGUGGGGGGAGCGGUGUGAGUAGCGGCGGAGGAGCUAGCGGGGGCCCUCUCCAUUUUAGUAAGGAAGAUAGAGAUUCCAUCAUCCUGCAGGAGAAAAUCAACAUGCUGGACGAGUUCCUCUGCUGCAACUACGAGGAAGUGAGUGCGGACUAUGCGGGGGGGAGAAGCAGGAUGAUGGGUGGGGGCAGCGGGAACAACGAGAGGAGUGACGAGACGGAGAAUAACAACGGGGCUGGCAGCGGCGCAGGAAGUGGGGGAACCGCCCAUGGCAGCAGCGGAAGGAGCAACAACAUGCAGAGAGACGAGGCAGACAAAAUGGGAAGCACAAACAAGGCGAACAUGCACCUGAGCAAUAACGGAGCGGGAAGCAGCACCCAGCUGAACACGAACAAUACGGAUGAGUCAAAAACUACCAUGUUGAUGAAUUUGUCCAGGAAUAAAAACGGCUAUAAGGAGUAUGGCAACGAGCGGGAGUAUAAUUACGGGCCGAAGGUGGGCAACCGGGAGGAGCAGCAGCAUUUGGAGGACGUGGGCGUUGAGAACAGCGAUAAGGAGGAGGAGCAGCAGCAGCAGCGGCGGGGAGGCAAAGCGGGGGAAGAAGUAGACGGAGAAGCGGAUGAAGGAGAAGAAGAAGGAGGAGCUUCUCCUCACUCACUCCCCCACGCGGGAAGGAAGGCAAAAGGUGCAGGCGAAAAGGGACUACCUGAGGUGAAAAAUGCACCCAGCAUGAGGGCGGCAAAAGGCUCAAAAAGUAUGGUAGACGCGAAAGGGGUUAAAAGCGCCAAGGUGACAUCCUCCCCCCCUGUGGAGGGGAAAAACAUGGUGAAAAUGAAAUCGGGGGCAGAUGUGAAAGGCGUGAAAAAUGUGACUGCAGCAGAGGUGAAGGAGGAAGCGCCAGAGGGGAAAAGCCUAACGAACGAAUCAGCAAAAGGAGGAGAAGAAGAAACGUGCGAAGAGAGCGAAGAAGUGGUGCAGGUAAAAAUCCCAGUGGCUAUAAAAAUACAUGAUUUGAAAGACAGCAAAAAUUUAAAAAACUUUUUAAGAGAAAUUGAAAUAUAUAAAAAUAUCCAACGCCCAAAUAUUUGUACCUUCUACGGAAUAUGCAUCAGAUCGAAUAAGCUAAUGCUGCUGUUGGAGUACUACGCCAAGGGGAACUUAUUUAAUUUUUUAAAAAAUAAAAAUAAAAUUCACAAAAAGCAGAGGUUAGCCUGGGCAUCCGAAAUGUGUUAUAUUGUACAUGGCUUCCACACACAUAACCCCCCUGUAAUUAAUGGAGAUAUUAAAACGUCCAACGUGUUAAUUGACAAUAAUAUGCACUUAGUUAUGUGCGAUUUUGGUAAAGCGCGAUUUAAGAACUCAAAACUUUACAGCAAUUUUGGCUCCUACAGAUAUAUGGCUCCUGAAACGUUCAGCUGCACAUCCGAAGUGACCGAAAAAAUUGACAUAUGGAGUUUGGCCUGCUGCAUCGUGGAAAUAUUUUCCAGCAAAUACCCCUACCAUAAUUUGUCGAAGAAUGUAAAGAUACGCCAUGAGUUGCUGGUUAAUAAGAAGACCCCCCACAUUCCAAACUUCCUGCCCAACUCGAUGAAGAAGUGCCUGCAGAGGUGCUUCAGCUUCACCCCCGAGGAGAGGCCCUGCGCGUACGAGAUGUACAAGUGUUUGAAGAAAAUUAAGGUCGUCGAGUGA